UUAUAAAUACAAGCAUCAUUCUUCGUUUAUGUUACAAAACCGUAAACACAUUGUUUUCUCUGUCUUCCUUUCUUUCCAUGGAAGCUCAACACCUUCAUGCCAAGCCUCAUGCUGAAGGAGAAUGGUCCACAGGCUUCUGUGAUUGCUUCUCUGACUGCAAAAACUGUUGUAUCACAUUCUGGUGUCCAUGUAUAACAUUUGGCCAAAUCGCUGACAUUGUAGAUCGAGGAGCCACGACGUGUGGUACGGCUGGAGCUCUAUACGCAUUGAUAACUGCAGUAACUGGUUGUGGGUGUAUCUACUCGUGCUUCUAUCGUCAAAAGAUGAGAGCUCAAUACAAUAUUAGAGGUGAUGAUUGUGGAGAUUGCCUUAAACAUUUCUGCUGUGAACUUUGUGCCUUGACCCAACAAUACCGUGAACUCAAGCACCGCGGUUUCGAUAUGAAUCUUGGAUGGGCGGGAAACAUGGAGAGGCAACAGAACCAAGGAGGUGUGGUAAUGGGUGCUCCAGCCUUCCAAGGUGGCAUGACCCGCUAAGAUUUUUACUUUUUAUGUCAAUCAUAAUUUGUCAUAUGUGUAAUAAAAAACGAGGUUUAAUCCUCUGUUUAUGUUGUAUAAUAUGCUUGUUGUGAAAGUUUGAACAUGAGUGUUUUUCUUCAAUGUAAUUUAACUGUAUGGUUACAAGAAUUAAAUUACAACGUCGAGAAAAUGAUACCAAAACAA
Arabidopsis lyrata subsp. lyrata is the source of this 722-nucleotide messenger RNA. RefSeq names its product protein PLANT CADMIUM RESISTANCE 2. NCBI's taxonomy places the organism in Eukaryota, Viridiplantae, Streptophyta, Magnoliopsida, Brassicales, Brassicaceae. The transcript is spliced from 4 exons. The record is from RefSeq and is a predicted model, not a curated record. Bases 78 to 536 code for a protein of 152 amino acids.